Messenger RNA from Solanum stenotomum, 2045 nucleotides. RefSeq names its product acetyl-CoA-benzylalcohol acetyltransferase-like. The record is from RefSeq and is a predicted model, not a curated record. Bases 1 to 2043 code for a protein of 680 amino acids. NCBI's taxonomy places the organism in Eukaryota, Viridiplantae, Streptophyta, Magnoliopsida, Solanales, Solanaceae. The transcript has 4 exons.
AUGCUAGCAGUUCACAUGGAUUUCAGCAGAACAACUUCGGCAGAUUGCUCAGGCAGUAUAAGCUUGUUCACUCAACAUAAUAAUUCUGCCAGUAAUAACGAUGCCUAUGCAAAUGCAGCAGCAAGCAUCGAGAAAUUGGUUUUCACAUUUUCAGAAGCUAUUCGUAAAGCUGGUUUUCAACAAUCAAAGACUGAUUAUUCCCUGUUAACAAAGGCAAAAGGAAAUGAUCUUCAAGAAAUUGAACGCAUAAAAAAGAUUCUUCUCAAAUGCUUACGCAUUAAAGAUCUUGGAGAUUUGAAGUACUUUUUAGGGAUUAAGUUUUCUCGUUCAAAGAAAUGCAUCUUUAAGUCUCAGAGAAAAUAUGCAGUAGACAUUCUACAAGAUUCAGGAAUCUUAGGAGCAAGGCCUGAAAAGUUUCUAAUGGAAAAAAAAUUGAAGCUAACUUCUACAGAUAGAGUUAUACUGAACAAUCCAACUAAAUACAAAAUAUUAGUUGGCAGAUUGAUUUAUCUCACUGUCACAAGGCCUGGCAUUGUCUAUUCCGUUCGAACACUUAGUCAAUUUAUGCAUGAGCCUAGAAAACCUCAUUGGGAUGCUAUUGCGCGAAUUCUCAAAUAUAUCAAGGGUACUCCAGGUCAAGUUUUCUUUAUUCCCAUCAAAACAAUGGAAAUAAGAUUUGUCAAUAAAAAAGAUUGCAUAAAAGUUGAAAUCUUAUGGACGAAACUCAUAAAGCCAUGUUUACCUACUCCCCCUCACCUACAACGUUACGAGCUCUCAUUUUUCGACCAAUUAUCUGAGAAAGAACACGUCCCGUUUGUUCUUUUCUAUGCUAAUAAUAAUAAUAAUAAUUUCAUCAACAACUCCACCAUCGAUGAACGACUCGAACAAUCCCUUUCAAAGAUAUUAACUCAUGUUUAUCCAGCAGCAGGAAGGUACGAUAAAGAUGAAUGUUCGAUUCUUUGUCUUGAUCAAGGUGUUUCCUACACUAAGGCCAAGGUCAAUUGUAAGUUGGAAAAUUUCUUAGAGAAAACACGCAAGGACCUUAGUCUUGCAUCUUUAUUUUGGCCACAUGUAAACAAAAAUAUAGAUCAAACUAAUUUAAUGGUUUCACCAAUUGUAACCGCACAAGUAACCGAGUUUGAAUGUGGUGGCCUAGCAGUCUCAUUAAGUGGUUCACACCCUGCAAUGGAUGGUUUCUCAGAUUUUAAAUUUCUUUUUGAGUGGGCAAGAGUGUGUAAAAUGGAAACCCCUGUUGAGAAGAUUAAUUUUCUAAGCUUUAAUUUGGGUAAUAGUUUUCCGACAAGAGAUAUAUCAGGACUUUUUAAGUCAACCUAUAAUCCAAGUAUACACCAAGAUAUUAUUGUUAAGAAAUUCGUUGUUCGUGAGGCUGCUAUGUCAAGGCUUAGAAAAACAUGCAUCGAUGAAGCAUGUGGAGCUUUGACUUUUCAACCAUCAAGGGUUGAAAUUAUUACAGCACUCCUAUGGAGGGCAUUCAUCCGCGCUUCGGCAACCAUAAAUGGGUAUGUUAGACCUUCUCUAAUGGACUUUCCAUUGAAUUUACGUUCUAAAACAUCUUUACCACAAGUGCACAAUUCUAUGGGGAAUUUUAGAAUCGAUGUUCCGAUAAAAUUCAUACCAGGGGAAACCAAGAUGGAAUUACACAGCUUUAUAAUAUUAAUCAGGGAUACGGUGAAUAAAGUUGUUGCUUCAUGUGCCAAAGCUUCACCAGAUGAAAUAGUGUCAACAUUGGUUAAUAUAUAUAAUGAAAGUGUUAGAUCACCAGAAUGGGGAGGUAAUGAUGAAGUUGACAAAGUUUUAUGUUCAAGUAUGUGCAACUUCCCUUUGCAUGAUACUAAUUUUGGUUUGGAAAAACCAGCCUUACUAUUUUUUGGUACGAAAGAUACGCAAAUGUUUUGGUUGCAUGAUACGGAUAUUCAUUCUGAAGUUGGUGUGCAAAUGGACUUGAAGGAAAGCUAUAUGCAGUUAUUUGAGUGUGACGAUGACAUCAAAGCUCUCACGUUUAUACGCGAUGCAAAUCUUUGAUA